AUGCGCACUCCGACGACCUCGACUUUGGAUGUGGGCGCAGAGCAGCUCCCAAAGGGCUGGAGAUUUGUUGCCAUUUUGACUACUCUCAUCCUCUGCUGCUUUCUUGCCGCCCUCGACAUGACGAUUGUUGCAACCGCUGUCCCAGCAAUUGCCGACGCAUUCCAAUCUCUCGACCACGUAGGAUGGUACGGCUCUGUGUUUUUCCUCACGCAAGCCACUUUCCAAUCAACAUGGGGUAAGGUCUACGGCAUGUUCGAUCUCAAGCGCAUGUUUCUAUGGUCCAUCGCAAUUUUCGAAAUCGGGUGCCUGAUCAGCGGCGUCGCGAAAGACAGUUCGACCGUUAUUGCAGGACGGGCCAUUGCUGGUAUUGGAGCAUCCGGGAUCAUAGGUGGCGUUUUCGUCAUCAUUGCCUUCGUUACCAACGAGCGAUGGAGAGCUGUGUGCAUCGGCAUCAUCGGAGCAACAUUCAGCUUCGCUAGUGUAGUAGGACCUCUCAUUGGCGGUGUACUUACCACUGAUGUCUCUUGGCGAUGGACAUUCUAUAUCAAUCUGCCGAUAGGUGGAGUAGCUGCCACAGCCUUCAUCGCGAUCUUCCAAACACCACAGGCAGCGAAGGACGCAAGUAAACCACACCGAUGGCAAGAGCUUCAUCUCGAGUUGGACAUUGUCGGCACAACGAUUAUGACUGCGUCUAUGAUUUGCUUCCUGCUGGCUAUGCAGUGGGGCGGUGUUAGUAGAGAGUGGUCUUCGGCUUCCGUGAUCGCGACCUUGGUUCUUUCCGGCGUCCUUGUCCUCUUCUUCAUUGUAAACGAGGUCGUCAUGGGCGAUCGCGCGCUCAUCCCUUCUCGCCUUCUCAAAAGAUGGCCUGUUUGGCCAAAUUGCAUCUACACAUUCUUGGUUUCGGGUGCCUAUUUUCCCCUUGUAUACUUCCUUCCGGUAUACUUCCAGGCAAUCCAAGGUGUCAGUGCCGCACAAAGCGGCAUCCGGAACAUCCCACUGAUACUCGCUGUGUCCCUUGCAACCAUCUUAUCGACUUCUUUCAUGGGUAGAACUACGCUUUGGACUCCACCUCUCAUCCUAGGUGCUUUUGUUACUGUUGCUGGGUCUGCGGUCGUAUACACUCUAGACCUCUCGUCCUCGUCGGCGCAAUGGAUUGGGUACCAAGUCCUUAUCGGGCUCGGUAUUGGAGUCUCGAUGGAGGUGGCUCUCGUUGCAAACCAGCAGAAGCUUGCGUCUGAUGAUAUUGCCAGUAUGGUUGGCAUGACCAUGUUCUUCGAGUUGCUUGGUGGAGCUGUAUUCGUAUCCGUGGGACAAGCUCUUUUUGCUAACGGUAUGCUUAACUCUCUGAGCAAUCUUGCGCCAAAACUGGAUGGAAAGAAUGUGGUAGAUGCUGGUCCAUUAAAGAUAAGGGAAAUGUUUGACAACGAAAUAUCUGCAGUGUUAUCAAGCUACAUGGAUGGCUUGAAGCAUGCCUUUGCUCUCGGAAUCGCAUGUGGGGCCGCAACAGCCUUUCUAUCAAUCCUUAUAGUGGUAACGAGAGUUUUCGGGAGGCAGAAAUCCACACCCCGUUCAUAG
Messenger RNA from Bipolaris victoriae FI3, 1575 nucleotides. RefSeq lists its product as hypothetical. The coding region runs from base 1 to 1575 and encodes 524 amino acids. Gene Ontology annotation, biological process: transmembrane transport. The record is from RefSeq and is a predicted model, not a curated record. The transcript has a single exon. NCBI's taxonomy places the organism in Eukaryota, Fungi, Ascomycota, Dothideomycetes, Pleosporales, Pleosporaceae. Gene Ontology annotation, molecular function: transmembrane transporter activity.